AUGAAGAAUAAGCGAAUCAAGGCAGAUUUGGUAGAUGAAGAAAAACAAGAGAAAGAGAUCCAAAAACAAAUUGAAAGGGCUGAGCAAUUGAUGCAGCUAUCUAAUCCAGAGUCCGAUCAGCCUUCACAGGUAGAGACUACAAGGGAACUAAAUGCAGAAGAUGGAAUUAAGAUAGGAUUUUCUCUUGGGUCGUCUGCUAAACCUAUAGCCAAGGAUAAAGGCGAGGCAUUGAGGAUGGCGUUUGAUGAGGUUGAUGAAGAGAAAUAUGAGGAAAAGAAUCCUGUAAACAAUUUGAAGAGGAAAGAAAGUGGUGGUGGAAAAUCAAAUUUGGAUGAAAUGAUCCGCGAGGAAGAAAGGAAAAAGGAAAAAAUCAACAGGAAGGAUUAUUGGUUGCAUGAGGGAAUUUUUGUGAAGGUUAUGAACAAAGUCUUAGCAGAGAAAGGGUACUACAAGCAAAAAGGUGUUGUGAGGAAAGUGAUUGACAAGUAUGUAGGGGAAAUUGAAAUGCUAGAAAGCAAGCAUGUGCUCAAAGUUGAUCAGGAAGAGCUUGAAACUGUAAUACCACAGGUUGGGGGACGUGUAAAAAUAGUAAAUGGGGCUUAUCGCGGAUCCCUUGCUAGGCUGCUCGGGGUGGAUACAGAUCAAUUUUGCGCUAAGGUGCAGAUAGAGAAAGGUGCCUAUGAUGGUAGGGUGCUUAAAGCCGUGGAGUAUGAGGACAUAUGUAAAGUAGCUUAG
Messenger RNA from Lathyrus sativus (Indian pea), 735 nucleotides. NCBI's taxonomy places the organism in Eukaryota, Viridiplantae, Streptophyta, Magnoliopsida, Fabales, Fabaceae. The record is from the annotation of a GenBank genome assembly.